AAAAACCCCUCCCUGUGACCCGCUGGCUGGAGAAGGGCGUCGCAAGCGCGCCAUGAUCGGCUUAGCCGGAGCCACUGACCCGCUGCAGCCUCGUCUCUCUUUCCCCCUAAGUGGGUGGCAGGCCGGGCGGGCAGGGUGCUGCAUGGGCGCGCGGGGAGGAGAGUCUGGCCGAGCCACCCGAAAGGCGUGCUGGUGCUGGGGAUCCCCACUGCAAUGCGGUCCUCUCUCCACCCAUCCUAUCUCUUCCUCUCCCUCCGCCUGACACCAGCCGUGGCCCGGAGCCAAAAAGAGAGAGGAAGAUAGCCUGGCGCUGAUCUAGUGACGUAAGGGAGGCAAUAACUCGGGAUCUUUCUUCCUCCCCUCCCCUUCCUCCCUCCCUCUUCCCGAUCGGCGGCCUGCACGCCUCUGAGCGCGUGCAGAGCGCCCAUUUUCGCUUUUGUGGCGUGUGUCACCACGUGUUGGCGCUGCGCGCGGAGAGGCUCCUCGCGCCUGCCUGCGGUUUCGGGUUUCACUUCCCUCCUUUAAAGGCUGCGCCGCGCGCCCAGGCGCGCACACACACUCACACACCCGCGUGCCUCUGUCGCAGCAGCGUCUGGUCUCGCCCUCUCCCCUCCCCUGCCAAGAAGAGCCAAGCGGAUCGCAUCCUCUCCUCGCCCGGGAGGAACUUCAGGCAAUCCUCGGCACUGCGCAGGGAAGAUGCGGACCUCUCUGCCUCUGCUGGCGGCCGUGGCGCUGGCCUUGGCCGGCUGGGCGCAGGGCGAGGUGUUGGCCACCAAGGGAGGCGAAGAAGCCGCGAGCUUCGGAGACUGCGACGGCUUCUUCUACCAGCGGACACCCCCCGAGGGGCUCCCGGGGCAGCCCGGGGACCAGCACGUGAAGAUCUGCCAGAAAUACAACCAAGAGCCGCGCUUCGCCACCCUCUACAGCACGCGGGACAGGAUCCCCCUUUACGCGGCUUUUCUGUACACCGGAGGCGGCCAGAGCGGGGAAGAGAGAUGGCUGGUGGAGCCGCAGAUUGAUGAUCCCAAAAAUGGCCUGGAAGGAAUGAUGCCGGAAGUUGAGGUCACAGGUUCAGUGGACAACUUGGGGUCUAAGCAGGCCCUCACAGCAGACUACGUGGACUCUGGCUACGAGAGGGGGCAACUAAACCCUAGUUCUCUUCAUAAUGGCGACCACGAGAUAGCCACCUACACACUGACCAAUGCGGUGCCAUUGACCCCACCUCUCCAUGAGAUAUGGCACUGGGAGAUUGAGAGCCUGGUAGGCGAGGCCUUGGCUCCACACUGUGACAAUGGGAAGGGUCUCUAUCUUGUUUCUGGAGCAAUUCCUUCCACCCUCAAAGUGAAGGACAAAGUCUCUGUCCCCGAGUCUCUCUGGCUGGCCGCCUGCUGCGAUGAUGGCUCCAAGACCUGGUCUUUGGGAUUUAUUAAGCAGGCAACUGCUGAGAAUCGCCUGGAAGACCUCACUGUGGAAGCCCUUGAGAAGACGCUCCACGCAGGAGCUCAACUGUUUAAGAACCACUGCGGCCAAGACAGACAUGACCCCAAGAAACUGGAGGAGGUCCACCAUGCCGUGAAACACGUCCGAGCUAAGGAACCGGUGCCACAAGCGAAGAAGUCCACCACAGGCCAGCACACCGGCACACAGCCAAAGGAGGAGAGUGGCUUUCUGAAGAAGUUGUUUUAUUUCAUCGUUACACCUAUCUUCAAACUGCUGAAAUUGGUUGUCUACCUGGUUGGCCAUAUUGUGAAAUACACCUUCUCUCUCCUGUGGCGCCUCAUCCAGACGAUUGUCGGAGGGGUGUUCACCUUCAUCAAAGGAAUUGCCACAGCGCUGCUGAAUGUCUUUGUUGACGUGGCUCGUGUGGCUGUCAACAUCCUGAACGGCAUUGCCAAAAACAUAUACAGCGUCCUGAUGGUUACAUACAAGAUUCUCAGCAUCCCUGUGAACGUGAUACUAGACAUCGUGUCCUUCCCUUUCUACACCCUGGGUGCCAUCCCUACAGUCCUCCGAGAUAUCGCCUCAGGUAUCGGUGGAUUAUUCUUACUGGCAAUUGAUGCCACGACAAGCAUUGUGACGGGCCUAAAUUACAUCGUUUCGCAUUUAGCCAAAAGGUUCCUUCCUAAGAUUUACGAUGCCUGAAAAGCGGUGUGAGAAAGCGAAUGGCUAUGAAGAACUCUGGGGAAAGAAAUCCAAAGCAAUACUUUCCGAUAUGUUGCUAAUCUCCUGCUGUUCCUAUAAAGUAUUUAUUUGUGAUGACAUUAACAGUAAUGAACCGAUGUUCUGGUAACAUGGGUGAGCUUCAUGCCCCCUUCUGCUCUCGAAGGGGCAUUUUAUGGCAAAAUUAAAUGUUCACUUAUUGUAAAAUGUUGCACUUUGGGUGGCUAGUUGACCUUUCCGUCUCAUGUCAAGUCUUUUGAGAACCAGGAAAAGUUCUGAACAGGAGAGAAACCUUCAUCCUCUCUACUAGAAUAUAUGAAAAUGGUGGAUAAAGAAUCCUCUGCAGUGACUGAACCUGCCAAAAUACUUCUCUUUGUAGUAAGUUUGCAGCAUAAACAGAGAACCUUACUGGGGGGAAAGGGUUUUUAGAGAUUUUGAAGAAAUCAUUUUCCCAAGUCAAGAAUUAUCCAUGGAGAGGAAAGUCGCUUUCCAAAUUUCCCUUCUUGGUUUAGGCUUUAACUCAGUGAUAAGAGAGCAUCCUUGGAAUGUCGAGGGUCCCACAUUCAAUCUUUGACAUUUUCAGUUAAAAUAGAGAACUGGGCUGGAAAAGACCCCUAUCUGAGACUCCAGUUGAGCCCCUGUCAAGCAAAGGAUACAGCAUUUGGCUGGCCAGUUCUCUGAUUCGUUGUAAGAAUUAUUUUUGCACUUUUUUGCACUACUUCCUCCCCCCCCCCACUCCUCGGGCUAA
Molecule: messenger RNA, 2908 nt
Organism: Podarcis muralis (Common wall lizard)
Lineage: Eukaryota; Metazoa; Chordata; Lepidosauria; Squamata; Lacertidae
Gene: ENDOD1
Product: endonuclease domain containing 1
Molecular function (GO): hydrolase activity; nucleic acid binding; metal ion binding
Source: RefSeq, a predicted model, not a curated record